AUGAUUAUAGAACCCAACGUUCAGGUGUACUUAGUAAAGGUUCACGAAUCAAAUGAGAUGUACGACUCCUGGCUUUGCGGAGGAGCUCUGGUCACUACAACCCAAAUACUGACUUCAGCCGCCUGCAUCAUAGAUUUAGACAACAUAUACGCCGUAGCUGGUUAUAGAAAGUAUGUUAGCGGUAUGGAUUUGGAUAAAGAUAAAUGUACUAGGAUAAAGAAACAGAAGGUUGUUAAGAUUCGAGUACCACGGGAACAUUUAUCACACGUACACGAAUACAAGAACACAACACAAUGGAUGACUUUAGACAUUGGAGUGGCGACUGUAGAAGAACCGUAUAACUUCGAGGAUAUGUCAUUCCGUGUCUAUUGUUCAUACGCACCGGCCGCAAUUGAAAUAAAUUACAAUUUAAACGUUGACACUAAAAUAGGUAGUAGCGUUGUUGCUUUGGGAUGGGGACGUGAUCGAGGAAGUAAGACCCGAGAUCUAGUUGAUCGGAACUCUGAAACCCUUCGAGAAGUGUCCACAACACUCAGAGACAAGCAAGAAUGCAUAGAGCAAUUUAAAGGCAAUGGAUUAACGGAAAAGAUUGAGAAAUAUAUGAUUUGUACUAACGGUAAAGGAGCGCUUGAUGCUGAAGGGUACAUUAUUGAGAAUGCGGACGAAAAGGCUUAUAAUAAAUGCUUGAACAUGCGACGGCAAGGUCAGGUCUCCGAUGAUUUUAAUUUUGAUGAGGAGUGUAAUGACUUUGAUAGCAUUAAUUUUGCAAAUACACGAAAAUCUAACUCGGAUAAUGUAACAUUAAAUGACACACGUAGAAUUAAGGGCAUUAACGAUAAAAAGGGAAAAUCACAACAAUCUAGAAGACAAGGAAUUUGUCAGAACGAUCACGGCGGACCACUCAUCACAUGGGUUGGCACGACAGAACUUCUGAUAGGAGUAGCAGUGAACAGUCUAUACGAUUCUGACUACAACUGUAUUGGUCCAUACUUAUUUAUCAGCACAGCGGCUGCUGGUGACAUUAUAAAGUGUCUACUCACAGAUAGUAAUGAAGGUUCCGCGCGUAAGAAUUGUCCAGCAGAGAUAUUAGACGACUUCGAUAUAUUAGAACAGUCGGUUGACUCCGAUCUGCCGCCAAGACUAUGGUCUCCCAUAGAAGAGCCACCUACGACGGAGACUACUACAAAAAAUAAUCCCUCACCCAGAACAAAUGACCCUGAUGUUAAUGCUGAUGAUGACUUGCCUGAUAUGGAAGAUGAUAAGCGAAUGGCAAUGUUUGAAACAAGUUCAGUUCGUAAUACAUCGCCGUCGACGCCUGACGUUAUGACGAUCAUAAUACACAAAACUGAUGUCAGUCCGCCGGCUCGCGCGACGCUCAUCCUCGCAGACUUACUCGGUCUUAAAAUCGAAACUCGGGAAGUGAACUUACCCACACGACAACAAUUCAACCCAGAGUACUUAGAGAAGAAUCCACUACACACAGUUCCAUUAUUAGAAGAUGACGGUCUAGUUCUUCAAGACAGCCAUGCGAUCAUGAUAUACCUAGUGUCGAAAUAUGAUAUAGAACACGAGAGUUUGUACCCUAAAGAUUUGGCAGCAAGGGCGAUAGUCAAUCAACGCUUGUUUUUUGACGCGUCCAUACUAUUUCCAAGGUUGAAGACUGUUAUUUAUAGUACUGUGAAGUAUGGAAAACCAAUGACGGAGGCACAGGAGACAGAUAUUAAGGAAUGUUAUGAUGUUGCUGAGAAGUAUAUUACGGAUCAAUACAUUGCGGGCGAUUCUUUGACCUUGGCCGAUAUCUCGUGUGUCACCACUAUAUCGUCAUUAGACUGUAUUGUACCCAUACAUUCGAAAUAUGGAAGGCUUCACGAUUGGUGGGGCCGAUUGAAGAAGGAACCCUGGUACCAGAAGAUUAACCAACCAGGAUUGGCGCUGUUUGGCAGAUUUAUCAAAGGCUUUUUGUGA
Molecule: messenger RNA, 1965 nt
Organism: Spodoptera littoralis (African cotton leafworm)
Lineage: Eukaryota; Metazoa; Arthropoda; Insecta; Lepidoptera; Noctuidae
Source: the annotation of a GenBank genome assembly